AUGGACAACGUGACCUCUUUCCUGGCCUCGCAGUCACUUUCCGACGCGACGAGAGCUAUCCUUGAUGCUGCCCCGCGGCAAUGGCUUCCCUACGCCCUAGGCAUACUAGUAGGCUAUCCUCUUCUCGCGAGUAGCCUGCGAUACCAGCGACUACGAAAUAUGCACAAAAAGUACCCGUAUGCUACUCGAGAAGACAUGGCCAAUAUGACCGACGACCAUGCAUUCGAGAUCCAGAAAGCCACAGCACAGCUCGAGUUCCCGUUUAUGUUUGUCAAGGCACUACAAUUUGCCUUGUUCAGGACCUACGGCAUCCCAUCAAUCUCCCAUGUCCUCACAAAGACCAGCCAAUUCUCCAACCCGGAAACCUCUCUCAAGCGCUACACCGACACAAGCGCCCUCGUCCAAGAAAUGGUCGCUAACAGCCCAACCUCCCAACGAUCCUACGAGUCCUUUGCCCGCACCCGCUUCCUGCACUCCGGCUACAGAGCCUCUGGUAAAAUCCUCGACGACGACAUGCUCUACACACUCGCCCUGUUCGCCCUCGAACCUAUCCGCUUCAUCAACCGCUACGAGUGGCGCCAGCUCAGUGAGCUGGAGCGCUGUGCGAUCGGCACCUUCUGGAAGAGUGCGGGCGAUGCGUUGGAUAUUACUUAUGAGAAGUUGCCGUCUGGACAGAACGGGUUUAAAGAUGGCAUUCAGUGGUUGGAGGAGAUCGAGGCCUGGAGUGAGAUGUAUGAGGGGAAGUGUAUGGUGGCCGAUGUGAAGAAUCGGGAGACGGCUGAUCAGACUACGGCUAUUUUGCUGUACAUGUUGCCGAAGGCGUUACAUCCCGUUGGAUUGCAGUUUGUUUCGUUUAUGAUGCAGCCGCGGUUGCGCAAGGCGAUGAUCUACGACCCACCUUCUUCUAUCGCGGUCGUCGUCUUUUCAACUCUGCUCACCAUCCGCAAGCUAUUCCUGCGGUAUCUAUCUCUGCCUCGGCCAUAUUUCAUGCGCUCCUCUUCUUUGACCGAUAAACCGGAUGAGAACAACCGAUUCUUCCUCACCCAGUGGGAGGCCGCGCCGUACUAUGUCAAGCCGACAUUCUGGAAUCGCUGGGGUCCCAUCGCAUGGCUUACCCGGAUUCUCGGACGGCCGGUACCUGGUGACGCGGGUGACAAGUAUCAUCCCCAUGGGUACGCUAUUCAAGACGUUGGGCCGAAGUAUUUCGAGGGUAAGGGACGGAAAGCAAUUGAUGAAGCGAUGGAGGAGUAUAAGGGGUAUCGAACUGGGAAGUGCCCAUUCCACUAA
Penicillium daleae is the source of this 1287-nucleotide messenger RNA. RefSeq lists its product as uncharacterized. Gene Ontology annotation, molecular function: oxidoreductase activity. Lineage: Eukaryota; Fungi; Ascomycota; Eurotiomycetes; Eurotiales; Aspergillaceae. The coding region runs from base 1 to 1287 and encodes 428 amino acids. The transcript has 3 exons. The record is from RefSeq and is a predicted model, not a curated record.